GAUUAGAAGUUGCAAGAAGCAAAGCCUGACCUGCUGCUCACAUUAAACCCUGAUUCAACCAGGUCUGUGGUUGUGUAUGUAAAAACCCACGGCGUCACUUUGCUUCUUGCGCCUGCUGGAGAUGAGCAGCUACGUGUUGUUUACUCAGCUUUUCAUGUAAAAAGUUCAACUGCAGGAAGUCUCACCUCGUUUACUUCCCAUGUUCUGCUGCAUCUUAUUCACCAACUCAACUUUAUACUUAUUGCAUGAUCAAAAACAGAAAAAACUUCACAGAGUGCUUCACAGUUAUAGUAACUCUGAUAAUAAUAAUAUAUCUAAGCUGAUGUUUAGCUGAUGAUGUGCAGGUUUGGGCAGCAGCUGAAUGUGUGAAACUGUCAGCCGACAUCAUUGCAUCAUUGCUGUGAGGAAAACACCCAAACACAGCAGGAAAUCUCUGCAGAUCAGGUCAGACGUCUCCUGCUCUGCUGAUGGAAGAAUAUGGUAAAACUGCUGGUGCUGUGGAUCUCCAGAGUUCCUCCAUGAUUCAAACCAUCCUUCCACCCUUCAUCGUGGGCGUUCUUGUUGGGUUCCUGAUCGACAAGCUCAAAGGUUUUCUGUCAGGUAAUGAGACCCCCACAGAGUACAGGAACCUCAGCCAAAUGACGACGACUGGAGCCUCUAAAAUCACAAAGGAAAAAAACAGCUCUAACAAAAACGGGAUGACUGGCGUUGAAGUGUCCAAAAUGUUGGCACAGCAAGAUCUGGAGCUGAUGUCUAAGUACAAAAAGGACAUCAAAAGUGUGGGAAAAGCGCUUCGUCUUCAUCCCGCUCUGAUCGCCGCCAUCAUCUCCAAACAGUCCCGCGCCGGAGGAACCCUGGACUGUAAGGGCUACGGAAAGCUUGACAGCGUCUGCUUCGGACUCAUGCAGAUCCAUAAAGACUAUCAUGAGCUGAAAGGAACAGCGUUCAGCAGGGAGCACAUUGAUCAAGGAAGCACUUGCCUGAUUCACCUCAUCAAGGACAUGAAGAACCGGAAGCCUGAUUGGUCAGAAGAGAUGCAGCUGAAAGGAGCGCUGGUCGGGUACAUGACUGGGCUGGAGCGGGUCCCUCUAGACCAACCCGAUCACCUGGACAGCGAGACACGGACAAAGGACUUCUCUAAUGAUAUCAUCGCCAGAGCGCAGUUUUUCGAACAAAAAGGCUACAAAUUAUGAGAAACAGCAGCAGACCUGCAGGCCACUGCGGUUCCUCCAUGAAACAUCACGACCACCAGGCCGGACCGGCCCAUUUAUUCCCACCACAGUUUGGCUUCUUGUGAUUUUCUACACCCAAAACAGAAUUUAAAACAACACCCUGAUCCUCAUAACCAGUGGUGGGUAAAUAAAAGAUUAGCUACGCUAACUCUAAAGCGCUAAUCACAAACAUUCAUUCAUGACACUGAACAAACAGUAUUUAGUGAAAGCUAAUGCUAAAGUGAUAGUUUCAGUUUAAAUUAUAUCUGUAAGAGACAACAGUUUAAUAAUUUACAUGUUCUACAACACAGUUAAAUAUUGGCUAGGUAAUCUUUUUUGCUAAAUAACCUUUAUUAAUACUAUUAACUGUGAUGAUUUUCAAUAAUUUCAUCAAUAAAUGUGAUAUUUUGGUCUUGAACAUCUUGGUUAACUUUUUCAAAAAUAUUUUGUGUUUUUAAUUUUGUUUUUUUGUUUUUUUUUUUAUUUUGUGGAUGAAUUGUAUUUGCUCAGUGUAAACUGUUAUUCUUAUGUUAGUCUCAUCUUAUGUUAGUUUCCUAACACAAGAUGUUGCAUAAAAAUGUGAUUUUCAAAUGUUUAAGUUUACUCCAGCAGAAUGUGAAUUGAUUAAGCAGCGUCAUGAUAGAGAUGCUUUCUCCUUUAUUUUUAUUUCCUCACUGUUUCUGAUAAAGUUCAUUUUAAACAUCAGUUGUUUUAACUGUAAAUAAGUUUGUUCUUCAUAAAGAAAGUCAGUGCUUGUUAUUAACUGUAGAUAUCUGCUCAACUUUGCUUUUUACGUUGUUUUUAUGAAUUAUUUCUGGUCUGCAAAGACAAUUGAAGUGAACUUUGGUUCACCUCAAUAUCUGAAUAAAGUUAUGCUCCUGUCAACAU
This is a messenger RNA of Poecilia latipinna (sailfin molly), 2099 nucleotides long. Its product is annotated as lysozyme g-like. The transcript is spliced from 8 exons. Gene Ontology annotation, molecular function: lysozyme activity. The coding region runs from base 468 to 1193 and encodes 241 amino acids. NCBI's taxonomy places the organism in Eukaryota, Metazoa, Chordata, Actinopteri, Cyprinodontiformes, Poeciliidae. The record is from RefSeq and is a predicted model, not a curated record. Gene Ontology annotation, biological process: peptidoglycan catabolic process; defense response to Gram-positive bacterium. Gene Ontology annotation, cellular component: extracellular region.